GAAAUACUCGUGAUACCGCAAGAAUUUAGUGGGUUUGUGAAGCGGAUAUGAUCAACCGAGUCGUCACUUCUCUUCCGUAGAAUUCACGAUUCUUGUAGACUUGACGAUGGUAUAACCGCUUUCAGCGCUCUUGGUGAAUCAAUAUAGGAGUGGACGUGAUGUUUUCAGUGAACUUGGCGAAGCAUUAGACAAACAAAACACCAUGAGCGUUCCGCUUCGUGCCAACAUCUCUCGCGGAAAUCCCGAGAAGGUGUUCGAUUUGAUCGAAAAAGUUGGAGGUGGUACUUAUGGAGACGUUUUUAAGGCCCGAGUUAUCUCCACUGGGGAUCUGGCUGCAGUGAAAGUUGUAAAAGUCGAACCAGGUGAUGAUUUCGAACUUAUUCAGCAAGAAAUUGCCAUGAUGCAAAACUGUCAGCAUCCAAAUAUCAUUCAGUACAUAGGCAGCUAUCUCAGGAGAGACAAACUGUGGAUAGCAAUGGAGUUCUGUGGAGCAGGAUCUGCCCAGGACAUUUAUUGUGUUACUGGACCGUGUAGUGAACCUCAGAUUUCUUUCAUAAGUGUUGAAACUCUGAAGGGUCUUGCCUACCUCCAUGAGAAGAACUUAAUGCAUCGCGAUAUUAAGGGUGCAAACAUCCUGUUGACAGCGCAAGGCAAUAUCAAGUUAGCUGAUUUUGGUAUUGCUGCACGGAUAUCAGAGACCAUGACGAAAAGAAAGUCAUUUAUAGGAACUCCUUACUGGAUGGCACCAGAAAUGGCAGCUGUAGAGAGAUUGGGAGGAUAUGACUUAAAGUGUGACAUCUGGGCUGUUGGUAUAACAGCCAUUGAACUAGCCGAGCUCCAACCCCCCAUGUUUGACUUACAUCCUAUGAGGGCAUUGUAUUACAUUGGAAAAAGAAGUUUUGUACCUCCUACUUUAAAAGACAAAGAUAAGUGGUCCCCAGAACUUCAUAGUUUUCUAAAGACAGCGCUACAGAAAAAUCCAAAGAAGAGACCCACUGCAGAUAGAUUGUUAACACAUCCAUUUUGUGGCCAUGGUUACACCAGAGCAGUUAUACAGGACUUGUUAGACACGUACAAGAGGAAAAAAGGUGAUAAAGGUAAUAUCGCAGGACCAGACAACGAUGAUGAGGAUGAAGAGGCAGCGCCAGUUGAUGAGAAUGUCCAAGUUCUGACCAGAAUUAGAUCCAGGAAAAUACCUGAGAAAAAUCUAGAAAGAAGUAGUAUAUCAGGAUCUCAAGGAAAGUUAGAUGGAGUACAAGUGGACCCAAUCGUAACGAGAGAGACAAGACCACAGCAUCAGUCAGAGAAUGGAUCAUCAAGGGUACAAAACGGAGACAUGGGCAUGAAUGAAGGUGAAGACAGUGGAACAAUGAAAGUUCUGAAUGCUGAUCAGGGUGAUGAUGAUAAUGAUGAGCCACCACCCCUACCCCCUAAGUUAAACAGGAAUUCUCAUUACCAAGUGCCACAACCAAGUAUGAAACCAGUUCCACCUCCAAAGCCAGUACAUCUGAAGCUGUCAAGAGUAGCAAGUGCACAGGAGGUUGGCCAACGAUCACCUCAAUCAAAACCAAGAAAAUUCUCAGAGAUAGAAGUGCCUGGCAACCGAGUUCCUCCACCAAGUGUACCCCCACCGAAACUCCCAGUUGGAGCUAGAGUGUCAGACCCAGGAAGACUCUCUGCUGGCAAGAAAACUUCCAUUACAACGUGUUUUUCCAAGAUUUUUAAUGAAUGUCCACUUCAUAUCUAUUGCACUGGGCUCUGGGUAAAUCCUAGCACAGGAGAGAGACACAUCAUUGUCGGAGCAGAAGAAGGUGUUUAUUCUUUGAACUUCAGUGAACAAUUACAUGAGGCAGAAAUGGAACAGAUUUGUGCCAAGCGAUGUACGUGGCUGUCAGUUUUCCAAAACGUGAUGGUGUCACUUCAAGGAUCUCCCAGCUGUGUGUACAUGCACAGCUUAGAAACUCUCCAUGACAGGCAACAAGCUUUCUUUGCAACAGUCACAAGGAAUAACAGAAUUUCGGAAACAAGAGGUUGUUCAAAGUGCUGUAUUGUAAAUAACCCAUACAACAGUCAGGUAUACCUAUGUGUAGCAGUGCAGAAGAGUGUUUUUCUCUACCAGUGGUAUGAGCCUUGGGGUAGGUUCAUGAAAGUACAGUACUAUGAUGUGGAUAUUCCGUCUCCCCCGCCACUCUUUGAACCGCUAGUCAAACAAGACCUGGAAUACCCAAUGAUAUGUGUUGGAGUAAGAGGAUUGGCUGAUGGUAGCCUUCAUUUUGAAUGCGUUAAUUUGAAUUCCCUAUCAAAUUGGUUCACAGAACUACCUGAGGGAAGAAAAAUUGAGGUGGAUAGUGUGGAUCACUUGGAAAAAGAUACAGUUCUUGUUUCUUUCAACAAUAUGGUUAAGUUUGUCAAUCUCGAAGGCAAAACGAAACAGUUCAGAAGACAGUUAUCAGAAAUACAUUUUGACAUCAAGCCAGAAUCUGUUGUCUGUUUACAAGGUAGCGUCCUGGCGUUUCAUGAGCAUGGGUUACAAGGGAGAAGUCUUCACAGUGGAAAGAUUAAUGUUGAGAUGAACGAUCCCCGACGUACAUUUAGACUGCUUGGAUGCGAAAGCAUUGCAGUUGUUGAGAGUAAACCUGCCGACAACCCAAAUGCACCGUGCAAUCUUUAUAUACUUGCCAGCAACCGCAACCAACAGAAGUAGUCUUCCCCGGAGAAAAAUGCUCAUACUUGCGGUGCCUACCCCUGGGGGAGGCAAAUCCUCGUCGGAGCGCGGAGUUCGUGUUUUAAUUGCCCCAAUCUAGAUUUCACGUUAAACAAUUUUAAUUUAGUUUCGCCGAUAGUUAUGCUUUCUCGUGACGUAUGCAGAAACAUAAAACGUCGAGACAUUAUUUAAUUAUUAAUGAACCAAAGACUCUGAGAGGGUUUUAGACAAACCCUCAACGAAGAGAGUGAGAGUGAGAGUGGUUGAGGAAUUAUGAGUUGUCAUACCUACUGAAAAUCGCGUCCCACUGAAAAAUUUAAAAUUAGCUUAGGAAAAACACCGGAAAAAACAUGGAGAGCUUCUCAGACCCGGAAACACUUAGUGUUAAGACAGUUUACAAAACAAUGUGAAAAUAUGAAUUUCGAUUUUUAUAAUUUUUAAUUGUUUUUUCUUUUUGAGUGAAAGGAUUAUAUUUGGUAUCCUAAAAUAUUUUAGAUGAACUUAAACCUUUUAUAUCGUCUGUUAUUAUCUUAUAGGCCACAAAAGUCAAUAUUUUUAUGGUGAGACUUGAUUCCGUUCCAAAAUAUUGUGCAAAACUUGAAGGAAAACUACGAAUCUGAUCAGUAGUUUUGUAUCGAAGAAAGAAUAUUUAUCCUAAAAACUUAUCGUUGAGUACUUAUCACGCCAUUUUAGUUCGUUCUGUUACAAACAAUUUACAGUCGUGAGUAACUGUUGUUGAGUUCACUCAAAUAAGAAUUUUUAACAGUGUAGAGCGUUUUUCGAUUGAGUGCUAGAACGAGCGACCACAUUGCGAUUGGUUUUAGUUUUGAAUCUGAUUGGUUCAGACAAUAGCGCGUGUUUUCUGCACGAACACGGAGCGAAGUAGGGAAACAUAAAGCGCGGUAAAACGCGGGUGGCGAGAUCAUGAUUGGUUUUAGUCUGAAUCUGAUAUGGUUGAGAAGUAAGGCAACAAAGCGCGGGAAAACGCGGGUGGCUAACUUAUGAUUGGUUUUUAGUCAGAAUCUGAUUCGUUGAGAGGGUGGCGCGAGUUUUCUGGACCAAUCACCGAGCGAAGUAAAGCAAAACAACAGCAAUCCCAGAUUACUCUCGACACUCGAUUGAAAAUUGUUCUAAGGUGUUUUUAGAUGGACAGCUAUCAGGUUAAGAACGAUGUGAAGCUUCUCAACAAAUAAUUCAAACAAUCAUUUUAGUUAAGUAUACAAUUUCACGAAGGGGUACAACAGUUUUUUUUUUUUUUGCUAUUUUUCUAUUGAAUUUAUAAUUGUAAAGAAUACUUAAUUGAUAUUUUCAAUGAUGUUAUUUUUUCAAUACGAAACAUUAAGAAAUGUAAUAGAGUACGAACAUGUGCGCAACUCAAUUUAUUUUUAAGCGUAAAUGUAAAGAAUUUCAAAGUCACUUAGUGUAAUAACGAUUAAUAUUGUGACUAUUUCGAACAAUAACUCAGAGUGGAUAUUUUCACCCCUCCAGUAUUUUGUACAUAGCAUUGGCAAGUUAAAUUCAUAGCUAAAAAAUAAAGUGUUCUUUAUUCAAACAA
Messenger RNA from Stylophora pistillata, 4259 nucleotides. RefSeq names its product mitogen-activated protein kinase kinase kinase kinase 3. Gene Ontology annotation, biological process: protein phosphorylation; intracellular signal transduction. Gene Ontology annotation, cellular component: cytoplasm. Gene Ontology annotation, molecular function: MAP kinase kinase kinase kinase activity; ATP binding. The record is from RefSeq and is a predicted model, not a curated record. NCBI's taxonomy places the organism in Eukaryota, Metazoa, Cnidaria, Anthozoa, Scleractinia, Pocilloporidae.